Pelobates fuscus (common spadefoot toad) is the source of this 1068-nucleotide messenger RNA. RefSeq names its product protein shisa-1-like. The coding region runs from base 10 to 825 and encodes 271 amino acids. The record is from RefSeq and is a predicted model, not a curated record. NCBI's taxonomy places the organism in Eukaryota, Metazoa, Chordata, Amphibia, Anura, Pelobatidae. The transcript has 2 exons.
AUAGUGUCCAUGGCUUCCCAGCUGCUCCUGGCACUGGCCCUGCUGGCUACCUGUGCGGCCCAGGAUGGAGAGUACUGCCACGGCUGGGCGGACAGCCAGGGGACCUGGCACCACGGCUUCCAGUGCCCGGAGAGGUACGACCCCCAGGAGGCCGCCUUAUGCUGCGGGUCCUGUGCCCUGAGAUACUGCUGCACGGAAAUCGAGGCCAGGCUGGACCAGGGACCAUGCCCCAGCGAGGAGCGAGGGCCCCUGCCAGGAGUGCCAACCAUGGAGCUGGCAACACCAGUGCCCACAUACUUACCUUUUCUAUUGGUUGGGAGUGUUUUCGUGAUGUUUGUCAUACUGGGUUCCCUGGUCGGUGUUUGCUGCUGUAAAUGUCUGAAACCUAACAUUGAGACACAAGGAAUUGGACCCACAUCCACCCAGAGCCGCCUCCUGUCCACAGAUCAAUCUAGAGACCUCUCUAGGAAUUCAGGUUCCAGCUCAAGCUUGGCACCUCGGGCAUCUCUGGCCAUCCGCCCUCAAAACAUCAGUUCUCUGGGUGCUGAAAACCAUAACAUGUAUAUUAAUAUGCCUACAACCUUCUCCACAAUGGGGUUCGCUCAGGGUGCUCAAUUUAUGUGCCCACCAACAGCUGGCACUCCUUUCAUGAACUAUGGUGUGCCAACUGAACACUCUAUAAUGUUAACACCUGCUACUUACAUUGAUGUUAGGAGCUGCUAUGGACAAUCUUUAAAUCCUUAUGGACACAAUUUAAAUGCAUAUCCUCCAGUGACCCAACAAACUGAGCACAUCAUGGCAAAUGAAUCCCCCACAAAAUGUUGAGUGUUGUUACAGUAAGUGAUGAGAGUAACUUUAACAUGCUCACUAUCUUGAGACAUCAGUGGACUUCUAAUGAAUGUAAUUAUGGAGACUUUGCCAUAAAUACGGAGUCCGCUUCAUUCUAAUGCUGCUUCAGUUUUUUGGUCUUUCUUUAGCCACAUCUGGAAGAUGUGAAAACUGAUGUCAGUUUGUUCAGUGAACAACUUAACUGUUUUAUGCAGUGCUAAAGUGUGCUUAAUACUGUCA